Messenger RNA from Mercenaria mercenaria, 681 nucleotides. RefSeq lists its product as uncharacterized. The coding region runs from base 1 to 681 and encodes 226 amino acids. Lineage: Eukaryota; Metazoa; Mollusca; Bivalvia; Venerida; Veneridae. The transcript has a single exon. The record is from RefSeq and is a predicted model, not a curated record.
AUGGUAAGUGCAAGCCAAAUUGUAGAAUUACAAUAUGAAUUACAAAAUAUUGUUGUUAAUCAAAUGAAACAACAACAAAAGCUAAUAGAAAUGAACGAGAGAAAAGAACACAUGAAAUCAUCAGUAAAAUUACCCAAACUAGACUUACUACCUUACGGUGGAGAUAAACUUAAGUGGUUGGAGUUUUGGGAUUCAUUUGAGUGUACAAUCCAUAAAAAUAAAAUGCUCUCAAACGUCGAGAAGUUUACAUAUCUAAGGAAUAAGUUGUACGGGGAAGCAAAACGGGCCAUAAUGGGUAUUGCCCUUACUGAAGAAAAUUAUGAUGUGGCAAUCGAAAUUCUGAAAGAUCGUUUUGGAAAUAUACAAGAAGUGAUUGACUUGCACUAUAACCAGAUGAUAAAUUUGUAUCCAGCAAGCAACAAAACAGAAAGUUUGAGAAUACUUUUGGACAAAGUCGAAAAACAUCUUAGAAGUCUAGAAGUGCUUCAUCAAAAUAUCAAUCAGGACGUAUUUGUUUCAAUGAUACGUUCAAAACUUCCUCAACAUGUGUUGCUUCAACUAGAAAUUCAAAAAGGAACAGUGGAUAAGUGGACUGUCUCAAUCCUUAGAGACAAACUCAGAUGUUAUGUAACAGCUCGUGAGAAAGCAGAAAAAAAAAUCAUCAAUAUCAGAUUCAAGUAG